CGAUAGAUGUUCACCAAAUCCUUGUACAAAUGGCACCUGCCAGGACGUUACCGAUUCCUUUCAAUGUGUAUGUGAAAUCGGAUAUAAACUAGCAAAUGAUAAAAUUACAUGUAACCCCUGCGAUAUAUAUACCUAUGGUUACAACUGCAACAUGACUUGCGAUUGUGUCAAAGGAAGUUGUGAUCCAGUGAAGGGGUGUAUAUGCAAAGUCGGUUAUACAGGCGUUAAAUGUGACACCAGAAGAGAUUUUUGUGCUGAAAAUAUUGGCAGCUGUGACAACAAAACUUCGGAAUGUGUUAACGGGGAGCAAAAUUAUACAUGUGUCUGCAAAGAUGGUUAUUUCAAGACUGAAUCUGGAAGUUGUCAAAUUUGUCCUGAGAUGAAGUACGGGAAAGAUUGCUCUUUGACAUGUGCUUGCAGAGAAUCAUGCGACCGUAUCAGUGGAAACUGCGCAGGUAUGAUUCGAAUUGACUCUUCCACCAAAUAA
Messenger RNA from Octopus bimaculoides (California two-spot octopus), 487 nucleotides. RefSeq lists its product as uncharacterized. NCBI's taxonomy places the organism in Eukaryota, Metazoa, Mollusca, Cephalopoda, Octopoda, Octopodidae. The record is from RefSeq and is a predicted model, not a curated record. Gene Ontology annotation, molecular function: calcium ion binding; DNA binding; ErbB-2 class receptor binding. Gene Ontology annotation, biological process: cell-matrix adhesion; cell communication. Gene Ontology annotation, cellular component: membrane.